Messenger RNA from Odocoileus virginianus texanus, 2126 nucleotides. Lineage: Eukaryota; Metazoa; Chordata; Mammalia; Artiodactyla; Cervidae. The record is from RefSeq and is a predicted model, not a curated record.
AUGGAUGAGAAAUUCACUUUGCAAGACUUCACCAGAUUAAUGAUAAACCUGACAGUUACAGGACAGGUAGCCGGCGCCUGGGCACCUUUCCGAGUCUGGAAGGGCCUGCCGGCGGCUCGUCCGCCUGGGGCCCCCGGGGGGUGGAGGCUUGGUUCCGGGAGGGGCGCCGGCAGGAGCCAUGGACCCAGGCGCGGGGGCCGCGGCCGGAGAGGACGCUCCCUGCGCCGCCUGUUCGGCCGCUUCCUGCUGGCGCUGGGCAGUCGCUCCCGCCCCGGGGACUCGCCGCCCCGGCCCCGACCCCAGCCCCAAUCAGGGCACGGCGAUGGCGACGGGGAGGGGGGCUUUGAGGGCCCGGAUCCAGCCGCUUCCUGCUGGCGCUGGGCAGUCGCUCCCGGCCCGGAUCCAGCCGCGCCCGGAAGCCCCGGGGAGGAGCGCCGGCCCGGACUCCCCGCCGGCGACGGGGCGCGGCCCCCGGGAGCGCAGGGCUUGAAGAACCACGGCAACACCUGUUUCAUGAACGCCGUGGUGCAGUGUCUGAGCAACACCGACCUGCUGGCCGAGUUCCUGGCGCUGGGGCGCUACCGGGCGGUGCCCGGCCGCGCCGAGGUCACCGAGCAGCUGGCGGCGCUGGUGCGCGCGCUCUGGACGCGCGAAUACACGCCCCAACUUUCCGCCGAGUUCAAGAAUGCAGUCUCCAAGUACGGCACUCAGUUCCAAGGCAAUGCCCAGCACGAUGCCCUGGAGUUCCUGCUCUGGUUGUUGGAUCGCGUACACGAGGACCUGGAGGGUUCCUCCCGAGGGCCGGAGUCUGACAAGCUUCAACCUGAAGUCAGGAGGACCUCUGAGAACCUUCUGUCGCCAUCGGCUCAGCUUUCUGUGGGCCAAAGCUUUGUGCAAAGCCACUUCCAAGCACAGUACAGAUCUUCCUUAACCUGUCCCCACUGCCUGAAACAGAGCAACACCUUCGACCCUUUCCUGUGCGUGUCCCUGCCCAUCCCUCUGCGCCAGACAAGAUUCUUGAGCGUCACCUUGGUCUUCCCCUCUAAGAGCCAGCGGUUCCUGCGGGUGGGCCUGGCCGUGCCGAUCCUGAGCACAGUGGCAGCCCUGAGGAAGAUGGUUGCAGAGGAAGGUGGCAUCUCUCCAGAGGAGGUGAUCUUGGUUGAACUGUAUCCCAGUGGACUCCAGCGGUCUUUCUUUGAUGAAGAGGACCUGAAUACUAUUGCAGAAGGAGAUAAUGUCUAUGCCUUCCAAGCUCCCCCAUCACCUGGGCAGGAGAUGCUCUCAGCUCGUCCAUCUGGUCUGCUGGUCUCCCCGCGCUUGGCAGCCCGUGAGGGUCAGCGAUUAUCCCUGCCUGUCCACAAUGAGACCACGGUGCUAAUCCUCUUCUGUAAUUUGGUGGGCUCGGGGCAGCAGGCCAGCAGGUUUGGGCCUCCUUUCUUGGUAAGAGAAGACAGAGCCAUUUCAUGGAUCCAGCUCCAGCAGUGCAUUCUCAGCAAAGUCCGAUACCUCAUGAAGAGCGAGGUCCCCAUACAGAACCUGGGGUCACUAUUCUCCAUCCGGGUCGUGGGACUCUCCCUGGCCUGCAGCUACUUGUCCCCACAGGACAGUCGGCCCCUCUGUCACUGGGCAGUUGACAGGGCUCUGCAUCUUAGGAGGCCAGGAGGCCCCCCGCACAUCAAACUGGCCGUGGAGUGGGACGUUGACACCAAGGAGCGGUGAGUCCAGCAGAGCCCAGGUCAAGCAGAGGAGACAAAGCCUGUUCGUGCAUAAUGGACCUUCCUGUGCCAGCUCCCCUGAUGCCACCAUGGGGUGUAUGAAGCUUCCCGGAUGCACUGUGACCCAUUCUUCCAAGAAGCCCCAGUGGCAAUUGUCUGUCUAUAAACAACAGCAGUAGGACUAGUAUAAUGAUGUCGGUGGGUGAUGGACGUGGUGGUCAUGGUCACAGUUGUAAAUGGUGAGGUGACACUUGGCCAGUCACUGCUCUGAGCACUUUUCAUCAGUGUAGGAUAUUUCAUGCAUCACUUUCUGUAAGGUAGGGCCGACUCGAAUCCGCCUUGUCAGAUGAGGGAACCAAGGCGCAGAGAGGUUAAACGGUUGCUCCCCGUGCCUGGCAGAGGUGAACUUUG